Messenger RNA from Miscanthus lutarioriparius, 1644 nucleotides. NCBI's taxonomy places the organism in Eukaryota, Viridiplantae, Streptophyta, Magnoliopsida, Poales, Poaceae. The record is from the annotation of a GenBank genome assembly.
AUGAGCCACCGGAGGCGAUCUCGCGCUGCCGGCUCGCCGCAUGGCGACGCCGGUCCGGCCCCUACGCCGGAGAAGUCGGGCCGGAUCCGGCCAUGGGCGGUGCUGGGUUGGGACCGGAGGGUGCUGUCGCUCGCGCUGGCGUUCCGCGCGGCCAACGCGCUGCUCGUGCGCACCUACUUCAACCCCGACGAGCACUGGCAGUGCCUCGAGGUCGCCCACCGCGUCGCCUUCGGGUAUGGUCACCUUACAUGGGAGUGGAAGUGGGGCCUGCGAAGUUACCUCCACCCGUUGAUCUUUGCUGCUCUCUACAAGAUCCUGGCGCUGCUCCACCUAGACACUCCAUGGGUUAUGGUGAUGGCUCCCCGUCUCUUGCAAUCUGUGUUUGCAGCUUUUGGAGAUCUCUACUUGUAUAAAUUUUCCAAACUUAUUUUCAAUGGUCAGGUUGCCCAGUGGACAUUAUUUUCCCAGUUGGUUAACUGGUUCAUGUUUUUCUGUAUCACGCGGACUCUAUCAAACAGCUUGGAGACUGUUUUGACUGUGGCUGGACUCUAUUACUGGUUUACUGCAAUAGAGUCUUCCAAGGCAACCUCAAUUGUUUCAAAGCAGUAUGUUGCCUGUGAACAAAGUGUCUCAUCAAGAAAAGUGGCUCUUCUGAUAGCAGCCUUGUCCUGUGCCAUUCGGGCAACAAGUGCUGUAACAUGGCUAUAUGUUGGUCUUUUGGAUUUUAUUCAGAUGAAAUCAAAAUUUCGUUUUGUCCUUCUUGAUGUCAUUCCAGUAGGGGCCAUUGUCCUUGCAGUAACAACACUCCUUGAUUGGUGGAUGUAUGGUUCCUGGGUCAUAGUGCCACUUAAUUUUUUGAAAUUCAACCUCUUCUCUUCGGGAGGAGACUACUAUGGAACACAUGUCUUCCACUGGUACUUUACACAGGGUUUUCCAUCCAUGAUUUGGACAUUCUUACCAUUUGCAAUGUGUGGUAUUGUAAAGUCUCGUGAAUGGAGACUUUCAGGUCUAAUUGCUUGGGUAUUAGGGGUUUACAGCAUACUUGGACACAAAGAAUUCAGAUUUGUUCUUGCGGUGCUACCUUUAGCAUUGAUGUUCUCAGGUCACUGCUUAGCUGCCAUGUCAGAAUUCAAGGGCAAAAAUCAGCAUGGGAAAAGAAGCCUUUCAAGGUUGCAACUUUCUGUUAUUUUUCUCGUCAUAACCAAUGUUCCCAUGGCCUUAUAUAUGUCCUUAUUCCAUCAAAGGGGAACAGAAGACGUUAUGUAUUAUUUGUCAAAAGAAGCCCAUGAUGGAAGAGUGAAGAGUGUCCUCUUUCUCAUGCCUUGUCAUUCAACACCUUACUACUCAACCUUGCAUUACAAUCUACCUAUGCGCUUUUUGGACUGCACUCCUAGUGAUAACAAAGGGACCCUGGAUGAGUCGGAUCGUUUCCUUACAAGCCCAUCUGAGUUUGUGGGCGAGGUUUUUGGAAAUUUAUCAACAUUCAGUCACAUUGUAUUAUUUGAGUCCGAAGAAAGACAUGUUCUUCAGUUGCUUCUGCACAAUUCCUUUUUUGAGGUGAGGAGAUUUUUCCACUCCCAUUUCAAGGUUGACAGAGACCUUCAGUCGUCUGUCGUGGUUUAUUCACGGAGGGAUGUGUUAUGA